GAUCGAAGAUGCCCAGGACCCCUUCAUCGACAGAGUUCAAGAGGUCAGGUUCGUCUGGGCUCGGGUUGAAGCUGCCCCCCAGUAUCGAGGAUACGCACAUCGACAUGAGCAUCGAGAAGGGCACGCCUGAGUAUUGGAUCAUACGGAUGCCCCUUCGACAAGUGGCCGCGGGCUCCAAGCUCGGCAGCCAGUACAACCAAGCGAGGCUACUGUACAACAAACUUCCACCAGGAGAUGAUCGGAAUCGACUGGGUGCGCAUAUGGGGCUCUACGAUAAGGCAAUGCAGUUUGUCCCAGGCGCCAUGGAGAAGCUCAGCGACUCCGAGUUCGAGUUGUACUGCCAGGAGUUCGAUAAGGCAGGCGUGAUCUUCCUACCAGUGACCCACAUGGAGAUCUUUCGCAGGUCGGCCAAACCAUUGUGGGAAGCAUUCGAGAAGGACCCGACGUCACCUCAUAGCCACCACCAGCUCCAGAAGGUUCUCCGCAUGACGCAGAUCUGGACUGUCGAGAGUGAGCAGGCCAGCCCCUUCUCGUGGAAGAAGCCAGCUCUCGCAGAUAUCAGCUUCAACGUGGCCUCCGACAUGGAUGAUGCGUUCCUCAGCAUGGUCUUCGGCGAGCGCAUCGUCGCUUGGAUUGGGGCGGGGGAGAGCAAGGAGGUGCUGAUCAGCGAGUUCGCGCUGGUCGCAGCAAAGGCUUGGGAUUUGCCAGACGAUGCAGUCAUUGAGAAUACGUCUGCUCAGCUGUUGGUAGAUGCGACUCGCGUCAUCAGAGUCUUGAGGUACAUCAGCGACCAGAACAUCACCCACGAGACUGACGUAGCUGUCUUCGAUGACGUGGCGGCCUUGGAGGAGGCAGCCUACAAGACGACAAAGAAGAAGAACCUCAUGAUCAUGGUGGGGGCUGCCGUGCACGAGAAUACCAUGUGGAAGGCGCGUUUGCAGAUUGCCACGAGGAGGAACGAUCAAAUGAAGAUGCACGCCCCGAAAAUCACGAAGCUGUUGACGGACCUUCGCGCGCAUGAGGUGCCCGCCCCGACGAAGGAGCUGCGUGACCUGAUCAAAUCGUCUCUCGAUGACCUGCCCUACUUGCGCACCGCUUUGGUGGAGGGCGCCGCUGACGAGCUUGAGAGCGUGACGGUGGACACGUUGCACAAGGCACUUGGGAAGUGGACUGACACGGGCCCUGAGGCCGCUGCGGUUGCGCCGAGCACCGCGGAGGAUAAUGAGUUGUUGGUCUCUUUCAGGAGGUUGGCAGUCGCUGGAUCUGAGCAGCGCCCAGCCUACGAGAACUUGAAGCGAGACAUUGACAGCCUGAACCGGAUCAUCGGCAACGUCGCUGCCGUUGCCAAGAUAGGCAACAUCAAGGUGUUCAUCGCCCGUGCCAACGCCGACGAAAAGAUCAGCAUCAAAGACUUCAAGGAGCUGGCGGGCGGUGUGAAUGCAGAUUUGUUGACUCCAGCUGACCACGCCCACAUGCUGGCCACGUUCGCUGACGUCAAGAAGGAUGUGGCCACGUUCCUUGCAUCCGCGAGGGCAGUGCUCAAGUUGCAGCGCUCGUACCUUGCCCUGAAUGCGAAGGUGGUCGACAACAGCGACGAGCUUGCUGCAGAUGGCCCUGAGAGGCAGGCCGCGCACGUGAAGAAGGAGCUGGCCAAGACCAUCAAACAGUUGAAAGCACCGCUCUCCGACGUGAUCCAGCCAGGCUUGGCAUUGCACUUUUCCGACACGGCCCAUGAGGUGUUGGCAAAUGCUAAGGGCCGCUACAUGGACGUGGCCUUGUCGUGCCUGGAGAAGCGUGCGUCAAUUUUGAAGGAGAGCAUUGAUGUCGCGAAGAAGCACAGCACGGAGAAUGCUCAGCUGGGCCAUUGGAUUACCAGGUCAACGUCCGAGUGGCACGAGAUCAAGGACCUGGCGAAGGAGCACAUCGAGACCUUCGACGGGGACAUCAUCAUCGAGAAGGUGAUUCAGGUCGAGCAG
This is a messenger RNA of Prorocentrum cordatum, 1976 nucleotides long. Lineage: Eukaryota; Dinophyceae; Prorocentrales; Prorocentraceae. The record is from the annotation of a GenBank genome assembly.